AUGUCCCAAGGACUCGAUGACCUUGUCAGCUUACUAGCAGACGCUUUUACUAAGCUCGCGAUGUCUAAAAAAGAUAUCAAGGCCGAUUGCUUAGCAGUCCUCAGGACUCAAUAUAAGCUUUUGCAAGAAUGGCCGACACCUUCCAUCAAAAAAGCAGAUUUGGGAAUAAUCAGGUCAGAGGUGUUUGAAGAUUCUGAUUCGAGAGUUCCAAAUUUCUUCCAACCCUGGUCUCUGGGACGACUGUCAUCUUUCGAGUUUGAUGCCUCAGACCCUGAAGUUGCUGCGGAUGUUGCGAUAUCUUAUGAGAUCAUUGAUCACGGCUCUUACACAUUGCGGAAAAAUGGGUUUCCUCUCUCUGCCCGUUUGAGGAUCAUUCAUGAAUGUUUCAUCAGAGAGGUGCAGGUCUGGCCACGAGAAUCGCUCGGUGAAACUCAUACGCUUUCAUUCUAUACGGGAUGGAAGUUUCUCGAGCUUUACGCGCCAAAAAUUAAACUCGAUAUGCGUGGCGGUAUUGACUGGGAGUGUCACGGCGGCUGGGUCAAACACGGUGGCAAGCACCCGCAUAUCAAAGCAGCUAUGCAUAGUGCCAUCGAUGUAGACGACGCGGACGAGCUUCUAAGAAGCGAGCUUCUCGUUGUUCUUGGCAUCAUGAUAGAGCGCAUGCAAGAUGAAUCGCUGAAAAACCAUAUCAUUAUUCCGGUAAUGCUCUUUUCGUUUGUUGGCCCGCGAAGUGGGAGCGUUCUUACUGCGUACUUUGAUGGGCAGCAUCUGGUCGUGCAGAAAACACCAAUCUACUUUUUCCCGGGUUCUCCUAAUAGUGAUGCUAUGCUUGAAUUUGUGCGUCGCCAGGCUGGCGGUAUUAAUCGGUCUCUGGAUACUACUCGUUUUCCGAAGCCAGUUGGAGGCGUUCAAGUGUCUGUCUAG
Messenger RNA from Aspergillus puulaauensis, 924 nucleotides. RefSeq lists its product as uncharacterized. Bases 1 to 924 code for a protein of 307 amino acids. The transcript has 3 exons. Lineage: Eukaryota; Fungi; Ascomycota; Eurotiomycetes; Eurotiales; Aspergillaceae. The record is from RefSeq and is a predicted model, not a curated record.